AUGGAAGCCAAUAACAGUUUCACUGAAAAAGAAAAAAUGAUUGCUGGUCAAUUCUAUUUAGCAUCAGAUGCAGAGUUGGUCAGAGAAAGAUUAGAAGCACGUCAAGUUAUCCACAAAUUUAAUAAUAGUUUAGAUGUCGAAGAAAGAAAACAAUUAGUUAAAAAAUUAUUUGGAACUACUGGUGAAAAUAUCUAUCUUGAACCAACUUUAAGAUUAGAUUAUGGCUACAAUAUUCAUGUAGGUGAAAAUUUCUAUGCAAAUUUUGGUGCUGUAUUUUUAGAUGUAUGUCCAAUUCGUAUUGGUAAGAACUGUAUGCUCGCCAGUAAUGUUCAACUUUUAACUGCUGCCCAUCCAUUGGACCCAUAUGAACGUUGUGAUAAAGGUAUCGAAUUUGGCAAACCAAUUACUCUUGGUGAUAAUUGUUGGCUCGGUGGUGGUGUAAUUAUUAUUCCAGGUGUAACUUUAGGCAACAAUGUUGUAGUAGGCGCUGGUGCUGUUGUAACCAAAUCAUUUGGUGAUAAUGUUGUUUUAGCUGGUAACCCUGCAAAAGUUAUCAAAACUAUUACACCAAAAGAACAAGAAAAUAAAUAA
Messenger RNA from Dictyostelium purpureum, 591 nucleotides. RefSeq lists its product as uncharacterized. The record is from RefSeq and is a predicted model, not a curated record. Gene Ontology annotation, molecular function: acetyltransferase activity. The coding region runs from base 1 to 591 and encodes 196 amino acids. NCBI's taxonomy places the organism in Eukaryota, Evosea, Eumycetozoa, Dictyosteliales, Dictyosteliaceae. The transcript has a single exon. Gene Ontology annotation, cellular component: cytosol.